CACUGAUAUAAAUACAGCUUCGAGCCCCAGCCAAGUCCAUAUACUGCCAAGCGUCUACCCCACAAAGAUGACGGACACUGUUAAACUUGCGGAGUAUCUGUUCACACGAUUGAACCAGUUGGGCGCUAGCGCGGUUCAUGGAGUGCCAGGUGACUUCAAUCUUGACUUGCUCGAUUUUGUCGAGCCCUCAGGUUUGCUCUGGGUUGGCAAUACCAAUGAGCUGAAUGCUGGGUAUGCCGCCGACGGCUACAGUAGGAUCCGAGGUAUUGGUGCAUUAGUUACCACUUUCGGGGUUGGCGAACUUUCAGCGAUCAAUGCUAUUGCCGGUGCAUAUGCUGAGCGAGCGCCCGUUGUUCACAUUGUUGGGACACCGAAUCGCGCAACCCAGGAUGGAAAAGUUCGCGUUCACCACACAUUCAACGAUGGCAACUUUCGACGAUUCGGCCAGAUGCACGCCCACGUUACAGUGGCACAAACCAGCCUGAGAGAUCCACUUACAGCACCCCAGGAAAUCGAUCGCGUGCUGCAGCAAUGUCUGAUACAUAGCAGGCCAGUGUACAUCGAAGUCCCAGUCGACCUUGUAGAGGUACCGGUCCGGUCAGCAAACCUCAAGAAUCCGCUCAAGCUCCCUGAAACCCUCGUGACACCAGCAACAAGCGACGCCAUAAGUCAAGUACUCGACAAGCUAUACGCAGCCAAUCGUCCAAUCGUCUUGUUCGAUGGCGAAUGCAGAGCGCUUAACAUCACCAAGGAGGUGCAAUCGAUCGUUGAAGCUACCAAGUGCCCCACUUGGACGACAUCGUACGGACGAGGCCUUAUCGAUGAGAGCCUGCCCAACUUUCAAGGCGUGUACAAAGGAGCUUUUGACGAUCAAUCAAUCCAGAACUUCUUUGAGCAGGCAGACUUGGUGUUGAUCUUUGGUCCACACUUCAGCACAACAAACUCUUAUGCAUUGACAGCAAAGCCCAACCCCGAGCUCAGCAUCAUCUUCUCAGACAACGAGAUCGAGAUUGGAAGCACAAUUUUACGAGAUAUCCCGGCACGACUAGCUGUCUCUCAGCUACGCAAACAGCUCGACAUCUCUAAGAUCGCACAGUACUCAGCAUCAGACCUGCAAGGUCUAUCGUGGCACGACUCUUCAUCGAUUUCAUUUUCGACGGUAGCAAAAGAUGAAGUAAUCGCUCACUCCAAGCUCUGGGACCUCUUCACCUCCUUCAUCCGCCCCGGCGAUAUCGUUAUGGGGGAGACCGGCACCUCCGGCUACGGCGUGCGCGAAAUGCGCACACCACCCAACGUCCGGAUCUUCGCGCCUGUGACCUGGUUGUCGAUUGGGUAUAUGCUGCCAGCGGCGCAAGGAGCUGCGCUAGCACAGCGGCAGAUGCAGGCUCAAUCAAAUGGUGCUACGGAUGGCAAGAAGGCAAAUAACGGUCGCACAAUCUUAUUCAUUGGCGAUGGAAGUCUGCAGAUGACGGUGCAAGAGAUUUCGACUAUGAUACGGCACGAUCUCAAUGUCAUCAUUGUAGUGCUCAACAACGAUGGGUACACGAUUGAGAGGGCUAUUCAUGGGCUGAAGGAGUCGUAUAAUGAUGUCGCGGCUUGGAGAUAUCUGGGUGCACCAAGUUUCUUUGGCGCGAAAGAAGGUACUUUCACAGCACAGGCUAGGACUUGGGGUGAGCUUGAGAAGGUGUUGUCAAGCAAGGAGCUUACGGAAGGGACAGGUUUGAGGAUGGUGGAGCUGUUCCUGGAUCGUAAGGAUGUGCCGAAGGGUCCGCUAGCGAUGUUGAUGGGGAAGGAGCAGAAGCGCAUGGAAGGGCUGAAGACGAAGCGUGAAGUGAUACCAUAGAUUAUGACAAAAGAAAAUCGUAAGUAGG
Molecule: messenger RNA, 1871 nt
Organism: Macroventuria anomochaeta
Lineage: Eukaryota; Fungi; Ascomycota; Dothideomycetes; Pleosporales; Didymellaceae
Product: thiamine pyrophosphate enzyme
Exons: 2
Coding region: 68-1843 (591 amino acids)
Molecular function (GO): magnesium ion binding; thiamine pyrophosphate binding; carboxy-lyase activity
Source: RefSeq, a predicted model, not a curated record